GCCCUCCAGCCUGCAUCUGAUCGUCAUUCAGAGGUUUCCCCCCCUGCUGCAUGCGUAACAUCUCCCCGAGUCCAGCCGCGGUGCUCACCAACACCUCGCCGCUCGGCUCUCAUCUUCCCACACGGAAUACGCACGACUCCCACGUAGCGAAACCAAACGGCACAGGAUUCACCUCCGCGGGUCCAGUCCCGAGCGAAACCAGGCUGGGAUUUCCUCUCAUCGUUUGAUAUUUGACAGAUCUGCUUUUUUUGUCGCGCGCGCGCGCGCCUGUGUGUGUGUGUGUGUGUGUGUGAGUGUGUGUUGGGUGGAGUCGACCCGGAAUUCUCCAAAUUGGAAAAACCAUUGGCAUAUUUCAGGAGCACCAUGAAGGACGGUAUCGCAAACAACAGCACGGCCAGCAUCUCCCAGGCCAGGAAAGCUGUGGAGCAGCUGAAGAUGGAGGCCUGCAUGGAUAGGAUAAAGGUCUCCAAAGCGGCUGCCGACCUGAUGGCGUACUGCGACGCCCACAUACGCGACGACCCCCUCAUCAUGCCCGUCCCCGCCUCCGAGAACCCCUUCCGGGAGAAGAAGUUCUUCUGCAGCAUCCUCUGAUGAGCUGCCCGCUCGUGCUGUAUGGGUGCAGGCAUGGCGCUGCCUGUCUUCUCCGUCUUCACCACACCUGAAGCUACCGGCCGUUGGCGUUGAGUUGAGGUUUGCCAGGUGGACACUCUGUUGUUGGUCAGCUCUGUCCUGGUGGCUGAAGGUUUUGGGGGAGUCAACCACCAAACUGGCAACCCAAUGAGCGUACCAUGUCUUGUUAAAUAGGUUUGUUAUUGCUUUGUUAUUAGAGAACAGCCUUGCUCAGUGCUUAAUGAGAUGAGAGAUGUUUUUUUCUUUUUUCUUUUAUUGUGCUAGAUCUUAACAUGCCUCAGGAAACAGAAAUUUGCCCAGUGUCUACAACUUCUUAAAAAUAUCUAUUUCCCUUCCCUCCACCCGGAUAAAAGAAGCAUUCAUCUUUGUAUUAUCUUCACCCUAUCUUGAGUUAGUUUUCCCUGCUAUCAGAGCACAGUUUGGACUAUUUGUAGCAGAAGAUGACUGAAAGCCCCCCUAAAAUGUGACGCUUUCCUCACCAGUGGUUUCUCUUUCAAUUUGCCUCCACAGUCACAAACCAUUAUCCUGGAUGUUUUAGAGCUGCAGUACAGUCAGGUUCCGAAGGGAAACCUUUUCUCAAACGGCAAAUGAUUUAUUUGUUCCAACUGCCCUGGUAAUCCAGAGGUGGCUGCACAUCAGUUCUGCUGCGAAUAAAUAAAUAGACCAUGUGUUUAUCGAAAAGGUGCGGAGCCGAUGUUUUCGAACAGCGCGACGAGUUCCUCGGAGUCAUCAGUGUGAAAACAACAACAUCAGGUCAAGAAUUAUUUAUGAAUCUGCCGCCUCCUUCUCAGGCCCCCGUCUAAUGCGUUCUACCCUUGCAGCUCCUUUUGAUUUACUCGUCACAUAUUUAAUCUCCUUUAAAUCAGAGACGGUGUCAUGUGAGUUCUGGGCAUGUUUCCUGAGCCGGAUUCUUUUUUGCCUGUCCCAGAGUGAAUGGCAAGGCCUCUGACAUUAAUGCCAAACCAGAGGCCGGCAUGUUCCUCCGCUCCUCUUUGACAGCCUCCUCUGUUUCCGAGGGCCUGUCAGUCUUUUAGAGUGUACAGUAUGUUACAGUGCCAAUUUCUGCGAGAGCGGCGUGAUCUCCGCACAAUGCUCUCACAGCCUUUUUUUCUGUUUUGUUUGUUUUUUGGAAGAAAAAGCACACUGUCGAAAACAUUUCCUUUAAAUGGUAGUUGAAUAGCAUUUGCUAAUUUUUACGAUGAAUUGUUAUGAUCGUUAUUAAUAUUGUAAUUAUCAGUAGUAUUAUUGAAUAUUUGUUGCACCGCACUGACAGCUACAUGACGUGUAGUGCUACUAAGCCUGUAUGAUACUUAGGAGAAAAAAACAUUUAUAAAUCAUGCAAUUAUUGAUACUAUCUGACUAUUUUUUAAGAAUAACAGUAAGGGUCGGUUUACAUAAUAUAAUAUGAUCCCUUCGGUGGUUGAGGCUUUUUGCAUCAUUGUUUCUGUAAACGGUACUUCAUCGCAUUAGGAAUCAAAACUGUAUUGGACUCAAAUUGUUUUCAGGAUAAUUAUUGUCUUUAUAUCCAAAAUCCACCUGAGACUGACCUCAGGGUGCUCCCACUGACCUCAUCUUAAGGAUAGUGCCAAAUCUGAAACAAGACAUAUAACGGUUAGAGAUGAAUAUUGCAUGGAUUUAUUUCUAUCUUUAGCAGAGAGAACUAUUAUGAUAUGAAAUAUUGCCUCUUCGUUGACUUUCUGGGUGCUACUCUGCACAUAAUAAUCUCCUUGGGGUACGGAUAUGUCGACGAUGUGCAGCUGUAUUCAUGAAUGGUAUUAUCAUUUUGAGAAAAUAAAAUAGCAUUUAAAUAGCAGGCUUUGAAAUCCUUUGAUGGAUGAAAUGAAUUAAAGGAAAAAGGAAA
Gasterosteus aculeatus aculeatus (three-spined stickleback) is the source of this 2491-nucleotide messenger RNA. It is a transcript of the gene gng4, whose product is annotated as G protein subunit gamma 4. Gene Ontology annotation, molecular function: G-protein beta-subunit binding. NCBI's taxonomy places the organism in Eukaryota, Metazoa, Chordata, Actinopteri, Perciformes, Gasterosteidae. Gene Ontology annotation, biological process: G protein-coupled receptor signaling pathway. Gene Ontology annotation, cellular component: heterotrimeric G-protein complex. The record is from RefSeq and is a predicted model, not a curated record.